Molecule: messenger RNA, 8753 nt
Organism: Doryrhamphus excisus (bluestripe pipefish)
Lineage: Eukaryota; Metazoa; Chordata; Actinopteri; Syngnathiformes; Syngnathidae
Source: RefSeq, a predicted model, not a curated record
UUGAGGCGGUCUGAAGGAGGCUGGUGUCAAAUUCCCGACCACGGAGGAGAUCCAACACGACGCGCUGAAGGCGCAGCGAACACCGAUCGACUGAUUGAUGAUCCACAUGAUCGAUAAUCACCAUUCACGUCGUCUGGUAAUCUUUCACUACAGCUUUUGGACAUUUUGUUUGUCAUUCGACAGAAGAUCUAUUGUCCUGACUGUUUCUCCGUGCGCAAUCGAUCCAAACGCUUGCAUCAGAUGAUCCAUAAGACGUCCUUUGUUUAACUUAAGUUUUUUUUUAAAAUCUUGACUAAACACUUUAAUAUUUACUCCCCCGGAGUCGCAGUUCUUUGUUUUAAAAACUUGUCUUCACUUUUCGAAGACGGAAGUGAUCUCAGUCCUGUUCGCUGGCUGCUGUCCCGUUACAAACAUGGUGGAUGAAAGGAGUCCUUAACCACUUUGGGAUCUUCUGCUUCUUCAUGGAGACAUGUUUACUGGACUACUCGGCCUGAAAUGUCAAGGCAACUCUGCGCACCGGUACAGCGAAGGAGCCAUGAAAGGUGGCAGAGCCUCAGGGACAGCUGGCGGCUUCGGCUGUAAGAGGCCCGGGUACACGAGAGGGGAGCAGUCCAGACCACAAACCACUACUGAUGAUCCGGAAGACGCGGAGGAAGAUGAGGAAAUUUGCAUAAGUGGAUGUCAGACUCAUGGAAUGAGUCUAUCACCUGCUGUCGGAAUAUCCACAUCAAACCUUCUACAAACUGAUGACAUUCCUUUUCUUUCCAAUGGUGCAUCCAAUCACCACCUAUUAAAUCCGAGCCCGGUUCUUCAGUAUACAACUAAGGCCAGACUGACUACCCCGGAAGAGUCUUUUAAUUCUAGUUUCAGUUUUAUUCAGCAGUCUCUCUCGACCCCGACUACACCAGCACAGGACUUAAAACCUCAUCAAGCAACAAAAGUCCCUUCGUUGUCUCACACUAAACCAGCAUCUCUGGAUCAGCCUGACUCAAAGCAAUCAUCCCUGGUCACCUCUACUUCUGCCCCCAGCGUCCUUGAAGAAAGGUUUUGGGGGGAGCGUGUAUGGGCCACCAGGGAGGUCGCGUCCCAUCUACCUGAUGGUGACUUUCAGUGUCUGGAUACGGAAGUCACCUCUUCGCUGUCACUGGACUCAGACACCGCAUCUGCCUCCUCGGUCACCUCCGGGUAUGAGAGCGCCACACCCGCUUCCGACCAAGGCUGGGACAAUUGGGUGAGGAAGUAUGACCACUUGCUGCAAGACUGCCUGCAAAACAACCGGACACACACUAAGAUUGAGUCGAUGAUGUUAAAGCUCCAGAGCCUCCAGCAGAAAGCCAUCGUGGAGGAUGAUUACGAUGCAGCUGAGCGAUUUGGGAAAAAGCUAGAAGAGUUGUGCAGGGAGCGAGGAGCUCUCAAGUUGGGUUUACCAUCCAGACAGCCUACAGUGGCCCUGUUCCUGGAUAGGCUCAGACAGGUGGUGCAGGGCGCCCUCCAGAGGACAGACACUUGUCAUCACAGGUUGGGUGCAGAACCUCAUGCGGGGGAGCGGUUGGAUUCGAACCGUAGAGAUCGUCUCAUCCAAGAGAAACAGACAGUAGAGGAUGAAAUAAAAGAACUGCAGCAGAGACUGGCGGAUCUGAAGGAUCGCAGCCGUUGUCUGGAGCAACAGAUCCAGCAGGAGGAGCAGCAGAUGGAGGCCGAAGACCUGGAGGGCUCUGUGCUGAGGAGCUGCACUGUGGCUCAGCUUCGGGACAUGAACCGAACCCUUCAUGACCUUGUCACCUCUGAGAACCGCAACCAGAUCACUGUCUCUCUUCCGCCCUCUGUGCUCAGACUCCAGGAACAGGAGCAAGCAUUGAAUCUAUCCAUCAAGGAAGCCACUUCCAAAGUGGUCAUGAGUCAGAAGCUGGGAAGCAGUUUGAGGAGGAAAGUCAGUGAGACUGAAACACAUCUCUUAACUCUGCAGGAAGCCAAACUGGCAGCCAUCUCAGGUAAUGACUUCACCAGUGCCAAGGAGCUGAAGGCUGAGAUGAAGGUGGUGUACCAGGAGCAGGAGAGACUGGAGGCUCUGGCCAAGAGGCUGCACAGUCUCAGCUCAGGGAGCAGCCAAGAGCUGGCCAGGAUGAAGGAGCAGUGGCAGCAGCUCAGACAGGAGCUGGAGCAGAGGGAGGGGCAGCAUGAAAGCCAGUUGAAAGAAAACACUGCAAAGUAUAUUGAGCUAUUGGAGGAUAGAUUACACAGCUGUAGCUGUCCGGGCUUAGAGCGGAUUUGUGAAGCUGACCUGGAGGCAUGUCACCUGUUCUUACGAGGCCUGCAGCUGCGAACAUCCAGCUGCAAUGCGGCGGACGUCGACGACCAGCCCGCCACGGCUGGGUGUUCUUCAAAUCAAGUGUGCACCAAAGAGGACGAAGACAGCGCCAUGUUGACUGCUUUAGGAGGCUGCUGGUGUCCUGACGCCAAUUUACAGAACUCUGAGUUCACUAAGAAACUGGAGGAGUUUUUGUUCUGCAUGGAGGAUAUUAACCCGCAGCAGGAUGUGUCCAGCGAUGAUGAAGCAGCAGACCUGGCAGAGCGCUGUGAACUGAUCAGCGACAGAUUAAUCACGUUGGAAGAUGACUUACACACGGCCAUACUGAACCAGGAUCAGACCCUCACUGAGUCGCUGGAGAAGCAAGUUCAGGAAGUUAAAACCACUUUGCAAAACAUGCUCGCCCUGCUCAAAGAUGAAGACGACGAUGUUCGGGAACUCCAAGACGAUGACCCGGUGGAAAAUGGGAUUUUAGAAGAUGAAGACGAGGACCAGUACUUCAGUGACAGCUGGGAUAUUUGAAACAGAAGCCUGUUGUGUUUUAUGAGCACUCACACUGGGAGCCCGACCUCCACUCUCCAGUGGAAGUGACACCCCCUCCACUUAAUGUAAAGUCUCCCUCAAAGCAUUUACAAGUGGUCCCCCGUGGAACUGCUAAACGUCUCAAAAAAGGUUUUUUAUAGAUGUGGGGCUGAAACACUUGAAAACAGGAAAUACUGUAAGUGCCUUUAGGUCUUUCUAGCUACUUCUGUUGGUUAAAAUCAACCAGUCUUUGAAAUGAAGUGACACCCAGGUUAAAUGGAUUGUGAAAGUCAUGUUAUGUGUUUAUUACUAACAUAAAGCCCACUGACCAAACCCGAAAAUGUACACUGAACCCCACAUUUUGUGGGACCAAAAAGACUAGAGAUCUUUAAGGGAAAACUUUUAUUUUUUUAAUUUUCCCUUUCGACAAUCCUUGUGUGAAACAUGAACAUGUUUUUCCCUUUUCAGGAGCAAAACAGCUAAUACGAGAAAGCUAACAAUGCAUGUAUUGGGACUCACCUAUUUUGACUACAAAGCUCUCUAAAAAACCUUCCAAAACGCCAACAAUGUGCCAUUUGCAUCAUGUGAUGUGCAUAUUAACCAAGCUACAGCAUUGUUAUUGUAGGUGUUAACACCGAAGAACUACGUUUCUGGUGUAGCGACACAUUGCCUCGUUCUCAGUGUAUUACAACACUUCACACCACCACCGAGAAAUAAUGUAAGCUAAUGGAGUUGAUGUAUUACCUGUAAGUUUGAAUCAAAUGUACCAAAUUGAAUUUAAGUCUUGUGCUGGAAGAUACAGCCAUCCCAUCAAUAGGCAUCCCAGUGAGAGCGGACAUUGUAAGUGACUUGCGAUGACAAUGGGUUAGUGUUUCACUAUAGCACCCAGCAAUGUUAUACUCUGAGGGAGUAAAAGUAAAUUGUAGUAGUCGUCGUCGACUCUCAAAAAGUCUGCCAUGACUAGUGAUAGCAUACGCUGUCUCUUUGUGGAUGUUGUUGACGGAAGUAGCAUCCGCUGCUACGGCCGCUGUGCAAUCAACACGCCCAAGAAGGAAGUUCCGGUAAUGCUUAAAAUAACCAAAAUACUCAGAAGUAGAACAUGUUAUCAUGAAUGUUUGUGUUAGUACAUGCUUACAACAUGUAUAUACAUGCAUUGUUAACUGCCUCAUGCUAGCAGUUUUUCCAUAUUUGGAAAGCAAUGAUGUGUGCUGAUGUUUCACAUAAGGAUUGUGGAAGAUGGGCAAAAGUCCAAAAAAAGUGCAAUUAUCAAAAGUUACAUUUUUAAGUCGUGGGGCUAUUUAUGUGUAUUUUUGUAUUUCAAGUUGCCUUCAUGUCAUUUUGUGUACUUGGUGCUAACUUGAACAAUACUGUUUAAUUGUAAAAAUGUAAUAUUUCUGUCCUGUGGCUUACGGAUCAAAUGACAAAGGAGUAUUAGGGCCACAAUGAAAAGAAAACAACAACAAAAACACUCUGAGACCAGCAGUCUUAUGUCUCUUUAAAGACCUGCCAUAUAAGAUUAUCUUCUUAUAUUGUUAAAAGCCCAACCAAAGAGGUGAUUUAGUCCAUGUUUGUCCUGUCAUUUGACCACAACAGGCACAAUAAUCCCUAAGACCAACUACUGUUGCCGGCUGAAACCUAACCCUGAACCUCCAACAUCCCUUUUGUUCCACUAGCACAACAAAUAUAUGUCUUAAAUGGCUUAUUUUCUCUUAUUAAAAACCAUAUUUAGAAGGACGUGAACAGGUUUUCUAUGCUCAAACUACUAAAAUAUUCCAUUUAUAAAUAAGGAAUCCUACCUUUGUUGAAAUUCACUGAUGAUGGUCGAGUCUGGAACCAAUUAACCGCAAUAAAUGUACCAUUUGGGAUUUUUUUGUUUAAACUAUGACAGCUCUAUUCUUGUAUUCUUUAUUAUUGAAUUUACUUUUUUAUGACGAUCAUAACAUUUGAGUUCAUUCUUGUGACACAAAGACCUCUUUUCACAUUAAAAUGUGAAAUUAUUUUCUUCUAAUAUUUUUUAUCUUGUAUAAUUUUUAUUUUUUUCAGUUUGUUUUAUUAUUUAUAUAUUAUUAUUAUACUAUUUUUUGUUUGCAGAAUUUAAACAUUUUAUUUUUUUUUUCAUUUUUAUUUUUAAAAUUAUGAGUUUAUUCUGGCUGCACGGUGGUCGAGUGGUUAGCGCAGACCUCACAGCUAGGAGACCAGGGUUCAAUUCCACCCUCGGCCAUCUCUGUGUGGAGUUUGCAUGUUCUCCCCGUGCAUGCGUGGGUUUUCUCCGGGUACUCCGGUUUCCUCCCACAUUCCAAAAACAUGCUAGGUUAAUUGGCGACUCCAAAUUGUCCAUAAGGUAUGAAUGUGAGUGUGAAUGGUUGUUUGUCUAUAUGUGCCCUGUGAUUGGCUGGCCACCAGUCCAGGGUGUACCCCGCCUCUCGCCCGAAGACAGCUGGGAUAGGCUCCAGCACCCCCGCGACCCUUGUGAGGAAAAGCGGUAGAAAAUGAAUGAAUGAGUUUAUUCUUGUUUAAAAAUAAAGCAAAUUUUCAAUUUCUAUCUUUUAAUAUUGCAUUUUUCUGGUAGUUUGGGAAAAAUAUAUAUUUUUUCCGCUCUUCAGUGUGUCCCUAAUACUCCUUUCUAUAAAAUAUCUUGAUGCUUUGCUUUUAAAUACUAUUACUAUUUAAUACUAUUUAAACAUUUGCACACAUAAUAUGCAACUUUGAAGGCUAAAAUAUCAGUUGGCAGAGAAAAACGUGUGAAACUGCUGUUUGCACAACCGACUGCAUUAUGUUUUAUGCUAAAUCGUGUCCAUUCCAGACAUUGUGUAAUCUUAUUUUGAAUGUACUGUACAUUCCCAUAUGUCGUAUUUAUUACCUCUCAUGUCUCACUAAUUACAGUUCCAUACGUUGCGCCUGAUGACCGUGUCCUGCUGUUUUUCCUUGUUGCCUCCACUUUGGCAAUUGCCCCUCAUGGAGAAUGUGCGGGCAUCCUUCCAGGCAAGUGGGGGCAGUGUUGACAUGCCGGAGCUAUCAAUACACUAAUAAAGGUCCUCUAGUGAGGUCUGUAGGGGAUACAAGCUUCUUUUGUUAUCUCACCUCAGCAGCAGCCGUGUGGCUAAUUGGAAGACAAACUGGCUGGCGGAGGAGGGCGUGUGGCGGUGAAGGUGGAGUGCUGUUGCUUUGUCUCCAUCUGAUCCAGCCUUGUGUGUGUUGUCGUGGGCCAGGCGGCUGGAUCCUCGGAGGCGUGUGCAGUCGCGGCUUGUAAACACAGCUGAGUGCUCAGGCAGGCUUUUUCCACAGUCGCACAAUGCCUCUUUCGCACACUGCUGACAGGUUGAAAAGCACUUUCCUAGCCGGAAGACUCCCACCUUCUAUCAGCUUGAGGGAACAUACGGUUGGAGCUGGGCGCGCACACCUUUCUUCCCCCCCAAAACUCCAACCUCAUAAUUGAAUCUGUUGUGGCACCACAGUGAGUCCCAUGAGAGAGCUGGGCUCCUAAAAUUGCUGAGGGUAAAAAAAUCCAGAUGGUUUGCAGUAGAUACAUAUAGCAAGACAAUAUAUUUACUUGUUUGGGAUGAAAUUGUAUGUCAUAUACUGUACUUCACUGGACAUUUCAUUAGGUACCUAAGAGGAUCCGAUAUAAGACUUGAUAGAGGUUGUUGUUGAUAGAGGUGUACUUUGCUAUUGUGGUAUUGAACACUGAAAUCUACAAAUCUAAAACAUAUUCAGCUAUACAAGAACACCAAUGUAUCAUAUUUACCCGAAUAAAUGAUCCUGAAAACAAGCUGCACGGUGGUAGAAGAUGCGGGUUCCCCCACUCGGGCAUCUCCGUGUGGAGUUUGCAUGUUCUCCCCGUGCAUGCGUGGGUUUUCUCCGGGUACUCCGGUUUCCUCCCACAUUCCAAAAACAUGCUAGGUUAAUUGGUGACUCCAAAUUGUCCAUAGGUAUGAAUGUGGGUUGAAUGUGGGUGGGCUGGCGACCAGUCCAGGGUGUACCCCGCCUCUCGCCCGAAGACAGCUGGGAUAGGCUCCAGGAUACCAGCGACCCUCGUGAGGAUAAGCAGUAUAGAAAAUGGAUGGAUGAUCCUGAAAACGGGCUGCACGACGGUCGAGUGGUUAGCGCGCACACCUCACAGCUAGGAAACCCGAGUUCAAUCCCACUCUCGGCCAUCUCUUUGUGGGUUUUCUCUGUGUACUCCGGUUUCCUCCCACAUUCCAAAAACAUGCUAGGUUAAUUGGUGACUCCAAAUUGCCCAUUGCUAUGAAUGUGAGUGUGAAUGGUUGUUUGUCUAUAUGUGCCCUGUGAUUGGCUGGCGACCAGUCCAGGGUGUACCCCGCCUCUCGCCCGAAGACAACUGGGAUAGGCUCCAGCACCCCCACGACCCUCGUGAAGAUAAGUGGCAGAAAAUGAAUGAAUGAAUGAAUUAUCCUGAAAACAAGAAUAUUUUCCAACAACAGUUUUUGGAAAAAUAUUUUUAAAAGACAAAAUGUUCUUUUUUCCAUUCAUGUUUUCAGUAUUAGUUCGACAGUCCUUUAAUUAAAAAUUAAUUAAUAAAAUUAGCAUCUUAACUUCUGAUUUUGUUAUGUUUAGUUGUGAAUAUGUUUGUAAUCAUCAUUAGUCUUGCUAAUUAGACAAUGAAAUGCAUAGAAGUGUCAUAUGCGGAGGCACAUGACACUUCUUCACUACUUGAAGCGACGCAUGAGAGCGAGGCAUGCAUGAGCUGAGAGGUGUUUGUCAUUUCCGUCCUUCCAUAGAGAGGAAAAUAUGCAAAAAUAUGCAUUGGGUUGCCAAAUGGUGGAUUAUAUAAAAUAUAUAUCCAAGAUCACCAUUUCUACAACAAAGUACCAGAACUUUUCCUGCAGAAGGAUAGAAUACAUGUAUGUACUUUAUAUACAGAUAAAAUGAAUAAAUCACACCGGGCAAUCAAGCACAGAGAAAAUGUAUGCAGAGUCAAUAAACAUCUUAAAUUGAAUUGCGACGCAUAUCUAAUGUAUUUAUUUUGCUGUGAAAGUAUUCAUAUAGCACAGAUUAAAAACACACUUUAGGAAAGUAAAUACAUGAAUAAUGGUACACAACUUAUUGUACUGAGAGAACACAACUAGGUUGUCCACUGCAGAGAAAAAAACCCCUCAUAACAGUCUUAUUUCUUUUUGUUGCACCGUGUGUACUUCUCAACCUGCUCACAUAUUCUCCAGCCAUCCAUCCACCGCCUUCUUUGUCUUCUCCUAUGUUCUCUGUGUCUGUUAUCUCUUUUUGCAAUGUGCCCCUACUUACAAAAUCACAACCUGAGCUGGCCUUUUUUUUGGAUUUUUACCUUGUAUCCGAACCCUUGGUCCAAACUUGUAGAUCCAAAUUUCUGAUCCUGUUCCUUUUGUAACCCCAACAACGUAUAUAUUGUUAUAUAUGAGCUGGAAACCUCAUAUUACAAAUAUACAACAUAAGGUGGCCAGAAAUAUUUCAGUAUUGAACAAAGCAAAAUUUGUUCUCAAUCAGAAAUCACUCCACACUCUUUAUUGCUCUCUGGUUCUACCAUAUCUUACUUAUUGUGUGGAAAUAUGGGUAAUAACAACAAAAGCAAUCUUCACUCGCUAAAUGUACUGCAAAAAAAGGUCAGUAAGGAUAAUUCAUAAUGCCGCCUACAGAGAACAUACUAAUUCCUUAUUUCUAAAAUCACAAAUACUUCAACUUGCUGAUAUAGUUCAUCUUCAAACAGCUAAAAUAAUGCACAAGGCUAAAAAUAACCAAUUAGCUAAAAAUGUCAUCCAAUACUUCUCUACAAGAGAGGAGAAAUAUGAUCUCAGGGAAGAACUACAUUUGAAACACUUCUAUGCUAGGACUACGUUAAAAAGCCAUAGCAUUUCAGUAUGUGGAAUCAAACUAUGGAAUGGAUUGAGUAAGGACCUCAAACAAUGCACAACGAUGAGCCAAUUCAAGAAAC